Molecule: messenger RNA, 1131 nt
Organism: Sordaria macrospora k-hell
Lineage: Eukaryota; Fungi; Ascomycota; Sordariomycetes; Sordariales; Sordariaceae
Source: RefSeq, a predicted model, not a curated record
AUGACAACUGAGAGCACAGAGACUAACAACAAUGCCACGACAACAGAGCAGAUCCGCACUCCCAUCACCGAUCUUUUCAAGAUCAACCACCCCAUCUUCUUGGCUGGUAUGAACGUCGCCGCCGGCCCCAAGCUGGCUGCUGCUGUUACCAACGCCGGUGGUCUCGGUGUCCUCGGUGGCAUCAACUACACUCCCGACAUGCUUCGCGACCAGAUCGAGGAGCUCAAGUCCCAUCUUACCGACAAGAACGCUCCCUUCGGUGUCGAUCUCCUCCUUCCCCAGGUCGGUGGUAACGCCCGCAAGACCAACUACGAUUACACCAAGGGCAAGCUCAACGAGCUCGUCGACAUCAUCAUCGAGUCCGGUGCCAAGCUCUUCGUCUCCGCCGUCGGUGUUCCCCCCAAGCACGUCGUCGACAAGCUCCACGCCAACGGCAUCGUCUACAUGAACAUGAUCGGCCACCCCAAGCACGUCAAGAAGUGCCUCGACCUCGGUGUCGAUAUCAUCUGCGCUCAGGGUGGUGAGGGUGGUGGUCACACCGGUGACAUCGCCACCACUAUUCUCAUCCCCGCCGUCGUUGAGGCCUGCAAGGGUGCCAUCUCUCCCCUCACCAAGAAGGAGGUUCUCGUUGUCGCUGCCGGUGGUAUCCACAGCGGUCCCCUUCUCGCCUCCGCCCUCAUGAUGGGCGCUUCCGCCGUCUGGGCCCACAAGGAGGCCUGUCCGCACUGCCGGCUUCUCCCGACACCCAUCCGCACCCUCAUCUUCACCGGCCGCCCCCUCCGUGUCCGCAAGAACCCCUACAUUGAGAACUGGGAGACGGAGCGCGCUCAGGAGAUCAAGGAGCUCACCUCCAAGGGCAAGCUCCCCUACGAGUCCGAUAUCGACAAGCUCAUGUCCGGCGCUGCCGAGAUCCCCAAGGCUAUGAAGGAUGCCUACAAGGCCGACAACGGCAGCGACGAGGUCGAUGUUGAUGACCUCCUCGACCACUUCCAGCCCUUCCUCAUGGGCCAGUGCGCCUCCGUGUGCAACGAGAAGAAGAACGCCAAGGCGAUCGUUGACGAGUUCGUCAACGACGCUGUUGCCGUUAUCCGCAAGGGCAACUCCCUCAUCACCGUCUCUUCCAAGCUCUAA